AUGUGGCAGUUCAUAAGGUCACGAAUACUAACGGCGCUAAUCUUCAUUGGUGCUGCGCAUGGAAUAUUGAUUGUGGGCCCCAAAUUCAUUCGGGCCAACCAGGAUUAUACGGUGGUGAUCAGUAACUUUAACUCGAAUAUGAGCAAAGUGGACCUGAUGCUACGAAUCACCGGCCACAGCGAUAAUCGUUCAAGCAUUCUGGACUUAACGAAGACGGUUGAUGUACGACGGAACAUUAACAGGAUGAUCACUUUCAAUAUGCCUGUGGACUUAUCAGCUGGGAAUUACAAAAUCACCAUCGACGGUCAGCGUGGCUUUAGCUUUCACAAGGAAGCCGAAUUGGUACACCUUAGCAAAACCAUAGCCGGUUUAAUACAGAUCGAUAAGCCCGUGUACAAACCAGGCGAUACGGUAAAAUUUCGUGUGAUUGUGCUGGACUCUGAGCUGAAGCCACCUGCACGGGUAAAAUCAAUCAAUGUGACAAUCAGUGAUCCUCAAAAAAAUGUGAUUAGGAAGUGGUCGACAGCCAAACUGUACACCGGAGUGUUUGAGAGUGAUCUUCAGAUCGCGCCUACUCCAAUGCUCGGAAUGUGGAACAUCUCGGUAAAGAUAGACGGGGAAGAAAUCGUAUCAAAAACGUUCGAGGUGAAGGAAUAUGUGUUGUCCUCGUUUGACGUAGAGGUAUUACCGUCCGUCAUUCCGCUUGAAAACGAUGGCGGCCUUAAUCUCACGAUAACAGCUAACUACCACUUUGGAAAACCGGUAAAGGGAACUGCAAAGGUGGAGCUGUAUUUGACGGAUGAUAGAGCUGACCAAAAGAAAGAGUUCGAAAUGUUCGGGAUGGGACAGGUGGAAUUAAGAUUCGUGGGGGAAUUCGAAGUACAUGAAGUUAGCGAAGAUGUGCUUGUAAAAACGACAUUCAUCGAACAGUUUACAAAUCGCACUGUCGUGAAACAAUCUCACAUCACAGUGUACAAAUAUAAGUACGGUGUGCAAUUGAUUAAGGACAGUCCACAAUUUCGGCCAGGACUUCCUUUUAAGUGUGCGCUUCAGUUCCGAUACCAUGAUGGAACACCUGCUAAAGGUAUCACCGGUAACGUGGAAGUGUCGGAUAUUGAUUACGGAACAACUGCCACUAGUGACGAUGGAGGUUUGAUAAAACUGGAGCUCAAUCCAAGUGACAAUAUAGACGUGAUGAAUAUCAACUUUUCUGACGAUGACAACGGUUUCUUCUUUGGCGCCGUUGUGGAAAAAGUGGACGUCGUGACGAAUGCGUACCUCAAAUUGGAACUAAAGUCUCCUGUUAAAUUGAACCGAAUGUUGCGACUUACGGUAACGUGCAACGAACGUAUGACAUUCUUCGUGUACUACGUAGUGACAAAGGGCAAUAUAAUUGAUUCCGGUUACAUGAGACCAAACAAGCAGAACAAAUAUCCCUUACAGUUGAACGCCACCGAAAAGAUGAUACCGAAAGCGAAACUUAUCGUAGCUACUGUUGCUAGCCAUAUAGUGGUGUAUGACGUUGUGGACAUCGAUUUCGACGAAUUUCAUAACAAUUUUAAUCUGCGCAUAGAUGAGACAGAAAUUAAACCGGGUCGACAAAUCGAGCUCCAUAUGUCUGGGAGACCGGGGGCUUACGUGGGAUUGGCUGCCUACGAUAAAGCUUUACUCUACUACAACAAGAACCAUGAUCUGUUCUGGGAGGAUGUUAUGGGCGAGUUUGAUGGAUUUCAUAAGAUCAAUGAAAAUGAGUUUGACAAGCUUCAUAGUAUGGGAUUGUUCGGUAUGACGUUGGCUGGUAUCCAGUUUGAAGGGGCCAAUGACAAGUCGGCACGCGAUGGUCUGCAGGCAAACAGUCCCAUCACCAGACUGGUCUCGUAUAGGACAAACUUUCCGGAAUCGUGGUUAUGGGAGAACGUGACGAUUGGAAGAUCUGGAAAUCGCAAGAUGAUUGAGGUAGUACCAGAUACGACCACCUCCUGGUACUUGACCGGAUUCUCCAUUGAUCCGGAGUAUGGAUUGGGCAUCAUUAAAAAACCCAUCCAGUUCACAACGGUUCAACCAUUCUACAUCGUGGAGAGUCUACCGUACUCCAUCAAACGAGGCGAAGCGGUCGUGUUGCAGUUUACAUUGUUUAACAAUCUUGGAGGAGAGUACAUCGCAGACGUAACGCUGUACAAUGUGGCCAAUCAAACGGAAUUCAUUGGACGACCUCUGGAAGAUAUAAGUUAUACCAAAACCAUAAGCGUUCCUCCGAAGGUUGGUGUACCCGUUUCCUUUCUGGUAAAGGCACGCAAGCUUGGAGAGAUGGCAGUUCGCGUGAAGGCCUCCAUUAUGGUUGGGUAUGAAACGGACGCACUGGAGAAGGUGAUCCGAGUAAUGCCAGAAAGUUUGGUACAGCCAAAGAUGGAAUCCCGGUUCUUCUGCUUUGAUACAUACACCAAUCAAACCUUCUUGAUGAAUUUAGACUUCAACAAGAAGGCAGACAAUGAUUCUAGAAAGAUCGAGUUCCGACUGAAUCCCAAUCUGCUUACCACUGUAAUCGAUAACUUGGAUAAUCUACUUGCCGUGCCCUCUGGUUGUGGUGAGCAAAAUAUGGUAAAGUUUGUACCGAACAUCGUUGUGCUCGACUACUUGCAUGCCAUUGGUUCGAAGGAAAAGAGCUUGCUCGAUAAAGCUACGAAUCUGCUGCUCCAAGGCUAUCAAAAUCAGAUGCGCUAUCGUCAGGCAGAUGGUUCGUUUGGUGUGUGGCAAAAUGGUGGCAGCGUGUUUCUUACCGCCUUCGUUGCAAAGUCAAUGCAAACGGCGUCUAAGUACAUCAGCGAGGUGGAUACGGCGAUGGUCGAGAAGGCGUACGAUUGGCUUGCUUUCAAACAACACAGCUCGGGAAGGUUUGAUGAGGUCGGAUCCGUAAUUCACAAAGAUAUGCAAGGUGGGUUGCGUAACGGCAUUGCACUGACAUCUUACGUGCUGACAGCGCUCCUAGAAAACGAGAACGCCAAGGUGAAGCACGCGGUUGUGAUUCAAAAUGCCAUGAGCUAUUUGAGCCGCCAAGUGGAUUAUACAGAAAACUCUUACGAUUUGUCCAUAGCGACCUAUGCGCUGAUGUUGAAUGGGCACAGCAUGAAAGAUAACGCAUUCAAAAAGCUCUUAGGCAAGUCUAAUCUCGCAAAUAACGGCACGGAACGGUAUUGGGCCACGACAAAUAGCAUCGAGACGACCGCUUAUGCUUUGCUGUCGUUUGUCUUAGCGGAGAAGUAUGUAGACGGUAUACCGGUGAUGCGUUGGUUGGUGAACCAACGCUAUGUUACCGGAAGCUUCCCGCGCACUCAAGACACCUUCGUGGGACUGAAGGCACUGACAAAGUUGGCGGAAAAAAUCUCUCCCUCACGAAACGACUACAGCAUACAGUUGAAAUAUAAGAAGCAUACACGAUAUUUUAACAUAAACUCGCAAGAUAUCAACAUUACCAACUUCCAGGAAAUACCGAAGGACACAAAGUCGAUGGAGAUCACCGUUGGAGGUAUCGGGUUCGGGUUGCUGCAAGUGAUUUAUCAGUACAGUUUAAAUCUUGUGAAUUUUGAGAACCGAUUCAAGCUGGUUCUUGAGAAACAGAACACGGGCUCUGAUUAUGAACUGCGGCUGAAGGUGUGCGCAAACUUCAUAUCGAAAGUGUCCGAUGAACGUUCGAAUAUGGCACUGAUUGAGGUGAACUUCCCCAGCGGUUACGUUGUUGAUCGGAAUCCGAUCAGCGAACAGACUACCGCGAAUCCGAUACAGAACACCGAGAUCAGAUACGGCGGCACAUCUGUUGUUGUUUACUAUAACAACAUGGGAAGCGAAUUGAACUGCUUCACCGUGACAGCUUACAGACGGUUCAAGGUGGCUCUGAAGCGUCCUGCAUACGUGGUCGUUUACGAUUAUUACGAUCCAAAUUUGAAUGCGAUCCAAUUGUAUGAAGUGGACAAGCAGGAGAUUUGUGAAAUCUGCGACGAUGCUGAUUGCCCAAUGAACUGCAAAAAACAGUAA
Messenger RNA from Anopheles marshallii, 4029 nucleotides. Its product is annotated as thioester-containing protein 1 allele S3-like. The transcript has 12 exons. The coding region runs from base 1 to 4029 and encodes 1342 amino acids. Gene Ontology annotation, cellular component: extracellular region. The record is from RefSeq and is a predicted model, not a curated record. NCBI's taxonomy places the organism in Eukaryota, Metazoa, Arthropoda, Insecta, Diptera, Culicidae. Gene Ontology annotation, molecular function: endopeptidase inhibitor activity.